Messenger RNA from Dermacentor albipictus, 1976 nucleotides. Its product is annotated as sodium-dependent high-affinity dicarboxylate transporter 2-like. Gene Ontology annotation, biological process: transmembrane transport; citrate transport. Gene Ontology annotation, cellular component: membrane. The record is from RefSeq and is a predicted model, not a curated record. NCBI's taxonomy places the organism in Eukaryota, Metazoa, Arthropoda, Arachnida, Ixodida, Ixodidae. Gene Ontology annotation, molecular function: citrate transmembrane transporter activity; succinate transmembrane transporter activity.
UCUUUUCUGACUCAGAUAAUACUUUUCUUAAGUCACCUGAUGCUUGGCCAAUCGCCUCUAGUGGGUGUGAGCCACUCUCGGAGGCAAGCAAGCAAGCAACCAAGCAAACUGCCAAGGGCCGCCAUUUCCGGACGUUCCAUCGUAUCGCUGCCGUCUUCAGGGCCGAAAGGAAGGAUGUCGAUGCAAGCGGACAGCUCGCAGCAGCCCGCCGUGGUCGUGGUGGCCCGCGAGAACGAGCCGGGCCAGGGCGGCGUGUGGAACACGCAGCGUAUGCUGCUGGGCUACGUGUCCCCUUUCAUGCUCGCCCCGUUGCUCGUACUCAGGACGGAGAUUUCCAAGUGCAUCUACAUGGUGCUGCUCAUGUCCAUGAUGUGGCUCUCCAUGGUUCUACCUCAAGCGGCCACGGCCUUACUGCCACUACUGGUGAUUCCUGUGAUGGGAAUAGCACGGUCGAAGGAUGUCGCCGCCCUGUACUACAACGACGCCGUGCUGUCCCUGAUCUGCAGCGCGGCAUUCGCCGUCACCCUCGACCGGAGCCGUCUGCUCCGGCGGGUCGCUCUCAUGCUUCUGGCAAACGCCGGCCUCGUGUACCGGCCCACCACCCUGGCAACACUGGUGUGCACGUCGAGCGUGGCGCUGGCCGCCCUGGCGAGACCCACGCUCGCCGUCACCAUCAUGUCGGCCGCUGCGCGCGCGCUCGUGCUGGAGCUGCAGAGGUCGUCGGUGCUGAAGUACUCCAGGCCCUUGCUGCCGCCCAUGCCCGGAGAGGACGCCAAAGCAGAAAAGGAAGACCCAGAAAUGAGGUUGCAAAUCGCCGAUUUCUGCGUCCAGCUACGCGCUCUGCUCAUGCUGGUCUCGUUCGGUUCGCACCUGGGAUCCUUCCUGCUUCCCUCGGGCAGCGAGUCCCUGAUAGGCUUCAAUCGCAUCCUUGGCAGCCACCUGGACGCCAAGAGUGCGCCGUCAGCAUUCUUCUGGUUGGUGGCCAACGGUCCCUGCGUGCUCGUGCUUCUGGCACUGAACGUGGCUUACGUGCACUUCUUCUACCUGCGGCGCCUGCGCAUCUACACUUCGGACACCUUGCGCCAGCGCCGUGAACUGAGGGUUGUGCUUCGAGUUCAACACAGGAACGAGUCAUGGAUAUCGCCUUGGGAAGGCAUCAUGGCGUUCUUCUUUCUCGUGUUCGUGCUGAUCCUCUUUACACGAGAGCCCGUCUUCUUCCCCGGAUGGACCUCAUUCCUGAGCGUACAACGGGAUGUGGGCGACGCGACUCCAACGGCACUCGUCUUUUUCCUGCUCGCCUUUAUGCCUGUCCAGGCACUGGAGAUGGCUAGCAAGGACCGGGCCCUCCACUGGAAGUCGGUGCUACCCCACAUUCCAUGGGGACUGGGACUGGUGCUUGCGUCUGGAAACGCUAUUGCAUUCGCCGCCAAGAAGUGCGGACUCACCGAUUCUCUGCUGGAGUGGGGGCGGCGAGGUCGCAGCCCGUUCACCUACCAGACCCUGCUAACAGUCGGGGCGGCUGUCCUGGCCCAGGUGGUGCCUGGUCACAUAGACGACAUGCGCAUGCACCGGCUUCUCGAAACCGCUUACAUGGACCGCGUGCCUCCGUUGUACUACGCCUGGCCGGUGUCCACGGCUUCCUGCUUGUCCUUCGUGCUGCCCAGCGCGUCCUCCGCCAACAUCAUGGUCUACCACUAUUCCGACCUGCUGUUCACGGACAUGGUGAUCCCUUCCCUGCUAAACCUCGUCGCCAGCGUAGUGACCUGCCUGUGCUGGUACCAGGUCGUGUUUUCUGGGACGUUCAUACCAACGACGAUGCCGAAUCUGCCGCUGAACAAGACCCAUGCUAUCCUGUACAUCGACCACUGACUAGAAAGAAGAGUGGUGUCUUCUACAGGCUUAUCAACUAUAUCGUCUCGAGUUCAAUUCGAUUUAAGUAGCCUGAGAAUUACUGCACUCAAUAAAAAAUAUGUAGA